This is a messenger RNA of Pelagomonas calceolata, 1743 nucleotides long. The record is from the annotation of a GenBank genome assembly. NCBI's taxonomy places the organism in Eukaryota, Pelagophyceae, Pelagomonadales, Pelagomonadaceae.
AUGAAGGAAACGCCGACGUCGGCCGUAAACCGCGACGACGACAGCCUAGGCUCGCCAGCCAUCAAGUUAUUCAAGCCGGUGACGCCGAGAAAAUUAGGUAUUAAGUGCCCGCCGUCGCUCCGAAACCGCGUGCAAUCGACGUGUCUGGACGACGCGGCGCACCUGAAGACGUACAUGCGGUUGUGGGUGCUCGUGGAGGUGCUCUUACUCUUCCACGACCAAUUUCUGAUUCCACAGGGCGGCUUUGCGACGUUUGUGUACCCACAACUCGCGGCCUUCGCCCUCGCGUUCCUCGUGCCGAACGCGUGGACGUUCGCCGCCGCAUUCCUCGCCAGAAGCGCCAUGUACUUCGCGCAAGCGCCGGCCAUCUGGGAGAGCAAUUAUUGGGCGACGCUAGCAGACCUGGCGUUCGUUAUCAACGCGAUCACGGCACCCGACCGCGACGCGAUCCGCCAGAGCGCGGGCCCGGUCCGGACUGUUGUAGGUCUCUUUUACUUUGGAUCCGGUUUCUGGAAGAUGAACACGGCGUUCCUCAGCCCGAAAGUGUCGUGCGCUUGUAUUUACAUGUCGUCUCUAUUCGGAAUGGCGCCUUCCAUGCCAACGCGAUUGGUUCAAUUGGCCAUCCGAUCCGCGCCGCGCCUCACGGCCGGGGGCGAGCUCCUACUCGGAACGUGUCUCCUUAUACCGGUGCACCGGGCGCGGCGCGUCGGCGUCGUCCUCGCGGCCAUUCUGCACUUCACGAUCGCCAUCACGCCGGCCCCGAACGCAGUUCCGGCCUUCGGCGCGUUUUGUAUGGUACGCAUGUUCUUCGCGCUGCCCGAGGCCUGGAGCGCCGCGAUUCAAGAGGUGCUAUCAAUGCCCUUGACGCUCGGUGGGUUCGUUGCGCGGCUAGCUGCCAUCGCGGUCGUGGCCGCAUCGACGACAUUCGACGGCAACACACCUCCCGGCGUGGUCGACUGGGCCCUGCCCGCGGUGACGGCGUUGUGUCUGUUGGGCGUCCGUGCGGUGACGCUCGACCUCGCGCGGGCAGAGCCUUUCCGCAAAAAUACGGGACGCCUUCGGAAAACCGGCAAUGCCGCAUUGCUCGCACUGGUUCUCUUCUACGUCUUCGCCGCGUUGCCACUAGGAUUAAUGGACAUCAGCGCAACGUCGCCGUUCUCGCAGAUUCGCGCUCACGGCGGCAGCAACCAUCUGUUCAUGCCAAUGGCCACGCCGAACAUCGUCCGCGUGACACGAAGCACCAGUUCUUACAUCAACAACUUGUAUCCGGGUGAAACCUCGGAACUACUGCCGCCACGCGCCGUCGAGCUCCUGGAGGGGGCGGGACACGCCGCGAUUCAAUUCAUGCCUACGGUUAUGAUAGUGCUCGGCCAAAGGUUCAGAGAGUCCCUGCCGCAUCCGUUCAGCCCAUACACAGUCCCCGCGCUCGAGUUACGACGCGUUCUGGCAGAGGCGCGUGCGGCAUCGUCAGAACCGUUCGUUAUUGAGUACGACAAGCUGCCCGGGACCGUCGGCGACGAAGCUUGGCGCCAAGAAGCUGUGGAGUCCACGGUGCGACUCUCCGAGAACGGGCGUGGCGGACGGAGCUGCCGUAUCCGCGCCGCGGGCGCGUAUUUCUGGAAGGCUUGUGCGGACGACGAGCCGGUCCUACUACCGCCACCAAGCGGUUGGCUCGCCAAAAUACGCAUAUUUUUCCCCUUGCCGGUGCACGCGGGCCUCGACGAGCUGCCGUGUAUUGACUAA